Messenger RNA from Caenorhabditis elegans, 394 nucleotides. It is a transcript of the gene Y51H7BR.8, whose product is annotated as ABC transporter permease. The record is from RefSeq and is marked reviewed. Bases 25 to 309 code for a protein of 94 amino acids. The transcript is spliced from 2 exons. Lineage: Eukaryota; Metazoa; Nematoda; Chromadorea; Rhabditida; Rhabditidae.
GUUUCAGAUAUUUCCAAAUAAAAAAUGCACACAGCCCAAAUCCGAAGUGUCUCCCGGCGGCUUCUGCGUAUUUUGUGUGGGCGGCGGCUCCCGCAGACCUGGAAUACUGUACUCGUGCUAUUAUCUAUUCAUAUGUACUUGACAGUACCUGUUAUAUUGGCUGCUGGAAUAAAUAAUGAUAGAACAGGUCUGCUCCGCCCGUUCCGAGAAAUUCAGCAGAGAGGCAUAUUGCUUGGAGAAAUCGAUGAUGAUUUAUUGGACUUAUUUUAUGAAAGAUGUCAUGCCGAGAGAAUGACCUACAAUCCAUAAUUUGCUUCAAAAAUUUUUUUAAUUGGGAAAUAAAAAUUCUGAAAUUUUUUUUGAUUAAAAAAAUUUAAAAAAAUUGAAAAAAAAA